AUGUCACUUGUUAAUGCUAAGAGUAAUAAUAAUUUGAAAACAAAGUUACAAGCAUUGGUCACAGCGAAAGAUCCAACGAUUUCAUUCAUUAAAUCGGCUAUCAGUCGUAGUGAUUGUUGGACAUCAUUUUCUCAAAUACAAUUAUCGAAAGUUUCCCAAGACUACGUGGUUUGUUUAUCUUGUGGAACUGUUUUGAAAUGGAUUAGUGAAAACGGCACGAAAGUAAUGAAAAAUCACGGUUGUCCGAAAAAAAAUGGUAUAAGGAGUAUCACACCAAAAGGACGUCAACGUACGAUCUCAUCUUAUUGUGAUGCACAACCAAAUAAUUAUGCAACAAUUAAACACUAA
This is a messenger RNA of Didymodactylos carnosus, 348 nucleotides long. NCBI's taxonomy places the organism in Eukaryota, Metazoa, Rotifera, Eurotatoria, Philodinida, Philodinidae. The record is from the annotation of a GenBank genome assembly.